CAAUCGUUCCGCUGUUUUGCGUCCAUCGAUGGCCGCAUCGAAAGCUUGCAGUUUGUGGACACAAACGCUAAUACUGUCGAGCGUUUCGAUCAAUUGGUCUCCCGUUUCGAUGGACUGUCCGAUGAGUGGAAGAAUCGAGUGAUUUAUAUUUCGGGCCAACAACUGGACACUAAUCUAUGGCCGACUGAUCCCAAUUGUCGGCUCAUUGUUAUGCAUAUAAAGCAUAUAAAUCUUAAGCAUUUGGAUUAUUAUCGACAAAACGUUUUGAUUUUGAAUGGAUUUGAUGUGCGAUUGGAGACAAUAAUUGCAGAUUUCUUUAAUGGUCGAGAUUUGGCGGCUGUAGUGAUGCCUAAAGAUAUGACAUUUCGACUUAUUAUAGAUUUCAUAAUUCAUUUGAUGGCCAAAAAAGAGACACACAUUUGCGGCAAAUAUAUUCACUAUCUAUUGCCGCGUCUAUUGGCGUAUCGUUUGCCGCAUAAUAUCCUUCUGAAGCCGUUUCGGAAAUCCGGACUAAAUUUAUGGCAAAAAGAAAAAAAAAAACUCGAUAUAUAUUUGUUUGGCUCGAUUGGCGGGUAUAUCGGUAUCAGUACUGCCAUCACGAAGAACGGCGCCCAACACAUCACAAACACACCUUGGUACGAGUUAUCAUAUCAGGGUAAU
Messenger RNA from Medioppia subpectinata, 660 nucleotides. The record is from the annotation of a GenBank genome assembly. NCBI's taxonomy places the organism in Eukaryota, Metazoa, Arthropoda, Arachnida, Sarcoptiformes, Oppiidae.